GUUCGAGCCUCGCCUGACAUCUGCUAUCGAUACCACGUAUUUCCCGACCGACGAGAUCGACCAGACGGACAACGCGACGGUGCUCAAGGCCCAGGCCAUUGCUAACGGCAAGGCUGUGGAGGAGACGCCCGAGAUGAGCUUGCCCUUCAUCGGUUACACAUUCAAGCGGUUCGACAACAACUUCCGAUGAUCAUGUCGCAGUGCUGCCUGGUCCUUGUAUCGGUAGCUGUCUGCAGCACGACAAGUGAAUGUCUGGAUACUUGGGGUUUGAGCAUUGGCAGCAGUUGGGCUCCGCAUCGACUUGUCCCGUAUUGGCCACUAUUAGCAUUACCCCCUGAUUUCUUCGGAUCGUACAAAGAUGGCCAACAUCAUCUUGGUCUUGCGAGACCUCGUGUCUUGCUGUCUCGUUUGGAAUGUUGCUCCGGAUGUCAAAUACCCUGGAGCGAAGCCAGGCCGGUCUCACGUAUGUUUGCAUCUGGUCCCGCUGCCGAUCUGAGAUAUGGAACUGCCCGCCUUUUCAUUGCGUGCCAUUGUCAGCGCACCCAUGACUGAUUGCACAAGGAGUAAAUGGUAUGCGGCCCGGUUGGCUUCCUUGCUCAACUGUACCAUGCAUUGUGGCCACCAAGAAACCCGAGAUG
Molecule: messenger RNA, 638 nt
Organism: Pseudomassariella vexata
Lineage: Eukaryota; Fungi; Ascomycota; Sordariomycetes; Amphisphaeriales; Pseudomassariaceae
Exons: 1
Coding region: 187-552 (121 amino acids)
Source: RefSeq, a predicted model, not a curated record